AAACGAGAACUGCAAACUAUUGAAAUGUGCCUUGAAGAUCUAUUCGACUACGAGAUGUCACGGCGUAAAAAAAAUACACCACAAUCAAAGCCCAUUCCGAAAGGGGCAUACGAGGUGUAUAUCACAUCCAGAAAAGCCACAAAAUUUACCAUUUCGGACUCAAACACAUCCCCCCAAGACUAUCUGCAGGAACCCGCAACAGCUUCUAAAACAACAAACACCACAAAUUCUGGCUCCUCUGAUGAUAACACAACCGGAGCGGCGCUAUCUGAUGUCCUAUAUUUCAAACCAAAGGGCGAACACGAUGUCGAGACAGAGCAGCAUGGAUCAACCAAAGAAGGAGGUAAAACUUAUCUUUUCAUGCGACGAGCGUGCAGGAUUUCUCAGGGAUAAGAAAAGCCUUUUGAAUACGGCCAUCGCCAGUAAUAGCAAUAGUAGGCGCUACAAUUUAAGCGUUUGCAAUUUGAUUGGAUCGCCAUCCGAGACCUUAAACAGAGGAGGACUCUUCCGCAACACUGCCUCCGGCAAGUCUGAUAAAGACGGAUAUGGGAAGUUCGUGGAGAGUUUUUGUGCGAAACUCUCGGAGCAGGCCAUAGCAAUGGGACUGCAUAAGCAGGCGUCAAAGCGAUCGCUCUGCUCAACAUCCUCUUCAAUUUCGUCAAUAAGCUUAGGCCUGGCUCUUCACCAUGCCAAAAAAUGCCCGAACUUCAUAUGCAACCAGGACCGUCACCGUAUUAAGAAGCAAAUCUUUCGGGUUCGGCUUUAAAUAUACGUACAAUCAAAGUGCCUGUGAUGAUCAACAAGCCCUACAUUUGUUUUGUAUAGAAUGCGACCUACAAAUUGAAGGAGUGUCAAUAAUUCCAAUACUAUAGCAUUAAUACAUUCAAAGCAGAUAGCGUUCCGUAUGGUUUUCAAUAUCAAGCCCCAAUUGUGCCUCAAUAUCGUACUUUCAAUCAAUUCAAAUAUUUUUUGGAAUACAUACAGCCUUUGUUAAGUUUAAAUUUA
Messenger RNA from Scaptodrosophila lebanonensis, 1005 nucleotides. RefSeq lists its product as uncharacterized. The transcript has 3 exons. The record is from RefSeq and is a predicted model, not a curated record. Lineage: Eukaryota; Metazoa; Arthropoda; Insecta; Diptera; Drosophilidae. The coding region runs from base 242 to 766 and encodes 174 amino acids.